Nicotiana tabacum (common tobacco) is the source of this 4645-nucleotide messenger RNA. RefSeq lists its product as uncharacterized. The record is from RefSeq and is a predicted model, not a curated record. NCBI's taxonomy places the organism in Eukaryota, Viridiplantae, Streptophyta, Magnoliopsida, Solanales, Solanaceae. Gene Ontology annotation, molecular function: RNA binding.
CUGCAAGCUUCCCAACUUUAGCAAAACUAGGGUUUCCCCAAACAAAUCAUAUGAAAAAGUGCGCAACAAGAAAACGCAUAUAAUCUUAAGCUUUUAAAGAGUCCUUUGAAAGAUUGAAAAUUCUUAGGUUUUUCUUUGGGAGUUGGUGAGAAAUCAAUCAAUUCGUGAAAUUUGUGAAAUUAUGCCCCCGAAAGCAGUAAGAAAGACACCUACUGGAUCUGGAUCCAAAAGAGGUGGCCGUACAGCUCGUGGGAUCCCAAAGUCUCAGGCAAAGACCGAAUUGAAGGCGGAGGAGGUCGUUGAGGAAAAGCCCGAAGUGAAAACCGUGGAACCGGAGCCCAAGGAAAAAACCGUGGAACCGGAGCCCGAGGACCGGGCCGAAACUGAGAUGGAGGCGAAAUCUGUGGAGAAUGGGGCGGUUUCGGAGAAGAAGGAGGAUGAUGUGAAAGAGUCAGUCGAUCAAUAUGAAAAAGGUGAGCGAUUAGAUUUGGAGGAUAAUGACCCUGAAUAUGAACCUGAAGAGUAUGGAACGGUUGAUUAUGACGAGGGAGAAAUGGCACAUGAUGACAUUCAGGAAGAGGGAGAUGAAAUAGAGGAAGAACCUGAAGAGGGAGAUGUUGGUGAAGAGGAAGAGGGUGAUGAUGUUGAAGAGGAAGAGGGUGAUAUGGUUGGAGAUGUUCACGAGGAAAUUGAAGGUGAUGAAGAAGAUGAUCAUGCUGGGAAGGAGCAUGUUGAGAUGGUUGAUGCAGCCGAGGAGGAAGAACAUCAUGAAGUUGUUAAAGAAAGACGUAAGCGAAAGGAAUUUGAAAUAUUUGUUGGUGGCUUGGACAAGGAUGCCACUGAUGAUGAUCUCAGGAAGGUCUUCAGUAAAGUUGGUGAGGUUAUCGAAGUGAGGCUUAUGAUGAAUUCUCAGACAAAGAAGAAUAAAGGAUUUGCAUUCCUGAGAUUUGCCACUGUAGAACAAGCAAAACGAGCUUGUACUGAGCUGAAAAAUCCAGUGGUUAAUGGCAAACAAUGUGGUGUUUCUCCGAGUCAAGACAAUGAUACUCUGUUUUUGGGUAACGUAUGCAAGUCCUGGUCAAAAGAAGCUUUAAAAGAGAAGCUGAAGCAUUACGGUGUUGACAAUAUUGAGGAUUUGACAUUGGUCGAAGACACUAAUAAUGAAGGAAUGAAUCGGGGAUUUGCUUUCUUGGAGUUCUCUGCACGUUCGGAGGCCAUGGAUGCUUUUAAGCGGUUACAGAAGAGAGAUGUUAUGUUUGGAGUUGAUAGGCCUGCAAAGGUGUCUUUUGAGGAUUCAUUCAUCGAUCCUGGUGAUGAAAUCAUGGCAGAGGUUAAAACAGUGUUUGUUGAUGGUCUUUCGGCAUCUUGGGACGAGGAUCGCGUGCAGGAACUUCUUAAAGAAUAUGGGAAGAUUGAAAAAGUUGAGCUUGCCAGAAAUAUGCCUUCAGCCAAGAGAAAGGACUUUGGAUUUGUCACCUUUGACACCCAUGAUGCUGCAGUUACAUGUGCUAAAAGCAUUAAUAACGAGGAAUUGGGUGAAGGAGAUAACAAGGUUAAAGUUAGGGCCAGAUUAUCAAGACCCCUUCAGAGGGGCAGAGGAAAAUAUGGUGGAAGAGGAGAUUUACGACCUAGGCAUAUGCCUCUGCGUAGUCUCCGUGCCCCUUGGGGUCGUACAGUUCCACAUAGUCGCCCUAUUCGAGGGACUAGAGUUAGUACACGUUUGCCUCCUGUAGUUGGUCGUGGUUUUAAACGACCCGCAACAUUGAGGGAUAGACGGGCAGUGAUGGCUUUGCCUCCUAGGGGCAGACCCAUGGCUCCACCACCUAGAAGGUCAUAUGAACGGAGACCACCUGUUCCCUCUUAUUCAAAGAGUAGCUUGAAGAGGGAAUAUGGACGGCGCGAGGAAAUCCCUCCUCCUAGAAACAGAGCACUAGCUGAGUAUCCUUCGAGGGUUCAUUCUGACAGACGUGCAUCAUAUAGGGAUGAAUAUUCUUCCCGCGGCUCUGGUUACCCUGAAAUGCCUAGAGGUAGUCACUCUGCAGGAAGGAGAGCUUAUGUUGAUGAUGGAUAUGGGCAACGGUUUGAAAGGCCUCCUCCAUCUUACCGCGAUGGACGUGGUCGUGAAUAUGACUCUAUGUCUGGUUCAAAACGUCCAUACAGUGCAGUGGAUGAUGUUCAUCCCCGCUAUGCUGAGGCAGGUGUGCGCCAUUCUCGUGCUCGUUUGGAUUAUGAACUUGGCAGCGGGAGUGGUUCUCAAUAUGGAGAUGCAUAUGGUGACAGUAGACUUGGGAGAUCAAGUCUUGGAUAUGGUGGCAGCAGGAGCUCCCUUUCUAGUCAAGAUUCUCAUGGGAUGUAUAGUAGCAGUCGUCAGGGUAUGAACUAUGGUGGAGGCUCCUAUGGUGGAAGUGAUGGGGAUGGAAUGUAUUCAUCCAGCUAUGGUGGUGAUUACAUGUCUCGUGGCAGUGAUGUUGGCUCCUCGCUUUAUUCUAGUCGUAGUAUGGGUGGCAGUGGUUAUAUGGGAAGUGGUGGGUCUGGUUCUUACUAUUAAGAUUUGAGUUGACAAAAGAGCCUGCAGUUGGAAGUGUUAACUUUGAAGCCCUAUGCAUUGGCAUUCCUCUGAGGGAGAUGGAGUUUAUCUGUUAUCUAUUGCUUCUUUGUAUAUGUACGGCUAGAUAAUUUAGCAUUAGAGGUUGUAUUGCUCCGAAGCAUCUUGGAUUCUAAUUGGGAAAAGAAACAUCUGUUCCUUUUAUGAUGUAAGGAAAUUUGAGUUAUGUAGAGCAAACAGAGAUCUGUUUAUUUCUGGUAUAUGAGCAUGCAAUAAUUGCUAUUGGUUUCUCCUUUUAAGAAUUUGCUGGAAAAGUGGAGGAGGUAUGCUGCAUGAUUAUUUCAAAAGAAAAUGAUUCCUAAAAGCUCAAGUUACCUAUUAGCCAGUCAUGAUUCUUAGGAUAUAUUACAAUGGAGGAUCUGUGAGAGUUCUAUUUGGAAGCUUUAUAUCCAGUUGUAUUUGAUAUUAUCAUCACAAAGUUUAUCACAGGUCUCAAAGAUCACCAAUAAAGAGCUUAAUUUUGUAAUCAACGUGUUGACUUCUGUACCGAGUUAAUGGAUUGACAUGCAUUCCAAAUUAUCUAUUUGCUUCUGGAUGAUGAGUGAUUAAUGGUUUAAUGAGGGAAAAUGAAUGUAUUUUGAUGGCUUGAGAAAGAAAGCAUCCAUGGAUGUCAUGGGCUGAAGUUACUCAUCGCCUAAUUUUAUUCCCGAGAGGAGUGAAAUUGGAUUGCUAUAAAUGCACCAGAAAUUGGUUUCAAUGAGUCAAAAUGAAUGUAUUUUGCUGCUGUGGUCUCAGGAUUGGCAGAUGAUGAGUUCUUAGCAUUGGAUAGAAAAUUAUGAUGUCUGGUUCUCAAGUCCUUGCAGCUUGUGAGCUGUUUCUGCAAGAAACGUCAUUGGUCAUUGCUUAUGUGUAGCGUGAUCCCUGAUUGCUUUCUUUUGAUCACGAAUAUCAUCCUUUUGGGACUAGCUUCUUGGUGUUGUACAGUUUGUUUUGACAAACUUGGUUUAUGUAUUUCUGACAGCUUAAACUGCAGAGAAAUUUGAGGAACUUGAUAGUGCAUAACUGUUGGUCUAUCUUAGAAGUAUACAAGGAUGAACAAUUAGAAGACUUGCAUUGCUUGUGUUCUUCCAUUAUUUGGUGAUGCACUCUAAUAUGAAAGCUUGCUUAUGACGGAAAGUUGUCCUUGGAGUGAUUGUGCUAAUCUUGUGAGUUUCUGUGGUUGAUCCUAUACACUGAUUUGUUAAUGCAGUGGAGGUUGCACUAUGAAGGUAGAGCAAUUACAUAUAGUGAGGCAUUUCAUGUGCUGCUGUCAGUCUGGCAGUUUGCCCCAACUAGAAUUAUGACUCAUAAGAAAGUAAUUAACAGUGUCAUAUUUCCUAUAUGUGGCCCUUGCAUAGUCUUAGUCUGUGAUUGCCUUUAAUAUGCAUGCUAUACAUGAUGGUGGAUAGAUACUUGGAUAACAGUGGGGCAGCUUGUGCGCACCUCGGCUAUUCCCACCGUAUCUGCUACCUCUACUAGAACAGUUGAUGGGUAACUCUGCCCACCGAGACUUAGGCAGAUGUGAAGCCUAGUGUUUUGUCUCUGCAGGGGUUUCUACUAUGAUCUUCUUGGCUUGCACCUACUUCAUUGACCAUUAGGUCACAUACUUGGGUGCUCUAAUAGUAAGGCUGGUAACUGUUUAUUCUCUUCUGUAUUCUCCUCCCUGCAUUAACGGCUGCAUUGUUCUCAUGUACUAAGCUUAGUUGUUGUUAGCCUAUUUUCAUUGGAAAACACAUACAUAAAGUUGCUGGUCUAAUUUUCCCCUAUAGAAGGAAAAAGGGCCCCAAGAUUUUAACUUACUAAUAUUAGUGGAAGUCAAGAUUUUGAGGUAGCCUUCACUUAUAAAAGUUACAGUGUGAUCUGACCAUUGUGUUAGAGUUUGAUGUUGGCACUUGCAGACAGGCUCGAGCUGGGAUGCGGAAUAUUUUUUGUUUGUGUUUUCAUGUUAUUUCAUAGAUAGUUUUAAAUUCCUGUAAAUUAUUUGCAUCUUUCUUGAUUAAAAAAAUUCCUGUAAAUUCUCUUCUGGGUGAUAUAGCUUGAUGUUGCACUGGCUCUGAUGUA